ACCCAAACCAACAAAGACAACUACUAAUAUUAAUUAAUUAAUUAAUUCAACCCAAUGUAAAUGUCACGUGCACAUAGCCGCGCGAGCUAAAAAGACACCUAGGCAAGAUUAUCCGGGACUCUCAUAUUCUUAUAUUAUGAAGUGGGACGACGCUGUAUACUUAGCUCUACUCCUCUCGUCCGUAUUACUAGGUCAUGCAGUCAAACGUCUCAACCGUCCGCAGCACCGUCUCCUCUUCACAGGGUUGGCAGGAUUUUGCAUGGCGCUUUACAUUUGUGGCACACAAAUAUGGCACUCGCUGUUUGUCUCCACGUCCGUUUUCCUCAUCAUCAAAUUCAUGAGCAGAAAGAUAUGUCACAUUGUUGGGUUCUGGUUUGCAUUCGGGUAUCUGUUGUUCUUUCGUUCGUCGGCGUUCUUUGGUGUGGAGUAUCCAUUGCCGUACACAAAUGCGAUUCAAUUGCUGCUGACAUUGAAGGUUGUCUCAGUCGCGUUCGACGCCCACGAUGCUGACGUUGCAGCGAAGAGCAAGUCAGACAAAGAAAACGCCAACUGGACAUACAGUCCGCUCGGUCCCAAUCAUCCACUCGACGACCCAACAACAUUCACCGUUUCCCUCACCGAAUACUAUUGCUACAUCUACUGCUUCAUUGGCCUCUUCACCGGACCAUUCGUCCAACUGAAAUUGUAUCGCCACAUGAUCCACAGAUCCGACACCAACAACAUCCGUACCGUCGUCCCAGCUCUUCGUCGUCUCUCUCCACUCCCCGUUUUUGGCCUCAUAUUUCUCAUCGUCGGAAACGCAUUUCCAGACAGUCAAAUGAUAACGGAGGAGUUUCUCGAACUCGGCGGCAUGUGGGGGUUCACAUAUCGAUACCUCUAUCUCAUCCCCGUUUUUCUCUGUUUUCGUCUGCGUUUCUAUAUCGGAUGGCUCAUUGCCGAAUCGUCGUGCAUCACAGCAGCUCUCGGUGCUUAUCCAUUCGACGCCAAGUGUCUCCCCGGUCGCGGUCCGACCGUCCCGAUUUGUAAUUCCAACCACGUCGCCAGCAAUGGAGACACACACUCAUUCGAAUCCGUUCGGAAUCUCGACAUCUACGAGAUAGAGAGUUGUGUGACGAUGGGCCACUCGAUCAAGCACUGGAACAUGACCGUACAGACGUGGCUCGUGUAUAAUGUCUAUAAGCGGUUUCCGAUCAAAAGCUUGCGAUACGCUUGCGUCUUCUUAGUCAGCUCGUUCUGGCAUGGCAUAUACCCAGGAUACUAUCUCUGCCUGCUGUCGACGACCAUCUAUGGUGCAAUGGAAUCGAGGCUUGCGAUCCUUUGUAAGCCACUGUGGGAGAAAGCCAACCGAUUCACGUACGCUCUGUUGUACAUCAUCGGGCAGAUGUAUAGAAUGCAUUCGUUUGAGUAUGUCGCCGUUGGAUUUAUUCUACUUGAAGUGAGUCCCACGCUUGCUGUGUGGAGAGCUGACUAUUUCUAUUAUCAUAUAUUUGGUGUUGUUAUGCUUGUCAUCAUGUUGCUUGUGCCGAGUAAGAGGCGAUCGGUAGAGAAGCAGUCAGGAGGUGGAACGAGGCGGGAAAAGGCGGAUUGAUUUUAAGUGUUUGGAAUUUGAAUGUCCAGGAUGAUGUCAUUAAUAACAAUGCUACUGUUUGGUCGGAUACUGAUUUACUGUAAUUUUAUGAUUACAGCUAACUCUACAGACGAUUUAUUCUCAGGGUCAUGAGGGCCUUGAUUUAUUUUUAAGCUAUUAAAAUCAAUAAUUAAUAUCUGUAGAAUAAGUUUUUUUAAAAUACGACCAGACCAGUCUAUUUCUUGAUGCUCGGAUUCACUGAUCCAUUUUCUAGCUUGAGCAUAAUAAAAAUAAAAUUAAUGCUCGCAUGUGUAAUGAUAUGC
Corticium candelabrum is the source of this 1890-nucleotide messenger RNA. RefSeq names its product lysophospholipid acyltransferase 7-like. Gene Ontology annotation, biological process: lipid modification; phosphatidylinositol biosynthetic process. NCBI's taxonomy places the organism in Eukaryota, Metazoa, Porifera, Homoscleromorpha, Homosclerophorida, Plakinidae. Gene Ontology annotation, molecular function: lysophospholipid acyltransferase activity. The transcript has 3 exons. The coding region runs from base 137 to 1588 and encodes 483 amino acids. The record is from RefSeq and is a predicted model, not a curated record. Gene Ontology annotation, cellular component: membrane; mitochondria-associated endoplasmic reticulum membrane contact site.